GCCAGCUCCAGCUUUAGAAAACCGUUAACAGGAAGAAAGAGGCUCAGCACGACAUCUCCUGCAAAUCCAAUUAACUGUGCGAGUAUAUCGUCCACAUUGUCUCUCUGCUGAUGGCGUUGCUGAUUCUCUUAGUACACGUGUGCCUGUUGAUGUCAAGCUCAUUUGCGAGGUCGCUGGUACAGAGCAAAGUGAGGAUAACAGCGAGAGCCGAUGACGCUGCCCCCUUGCAGGAUGUAGUAGAGCAGCAGGCCAGGACGAUACAGGCGCUACAAGCCAAGCUGGCUGGGAUGGAAGCUAGACUGCAGUCUGCAGAAAGCAGAUUACAAAAACAAGUGGCCUUUACCGUGCAUUUUUCUCAACAUUCUGUGAGUGUUGGGUUACACUCUACCUUGGUCUUCGACACAGUCGUCACCAACAUUGGCAACGCCUACGACUCAAGAAGUGGCUUAUUUACCUCCCCUUACGACGGGGUUUAUGUCUUCUUCCUCACUGCCAUGUCUGAAAACUCACACGGGGUCAUCCAGCUGGCUUUACGCAAAGGAGACACUGAACUGGCCGUCACAUGGGGGGACGGGCAAAACGACCCUAAUGACCAGGAGACCGCCCACGUUCUUGUCCCUCUGAAGGCCGGAGACCGGGUAUGGGUCAGUCACAAGGACGGGGACACGGAGCUCUACGGUGGACCAUGGUCAACUUUCUCGGGCUGGUUAGUUCACGCUGACCUUUAACCUGUGUGGCAAAGAUCCUCAUCGCGAAAGCCUGAAAUUCCUCCACGUUUAGUAAAACAAAUGAAUCACAAUAUGAAGUUGUUUUGGCUUGGUUGUAAGCUAGUAUAUAUAUUGCUUUCAUCGAAGGCUGACAAAGACAAGAUUAGCAAAGAAAACGGAGACGUCAGGUUCCUUUGGGUCCCCUCCCAUAUUGGGAUAAAAGGAAACGAGGAAGCCGAUAAACUAGCCAAACUGGCAGUAAAACAAACUAGCAAUCAUACAAUCACCACCCUAAACGUCUCUAUUUCACCAGCAGAGAGAAGAAUAGCAAUAAAACCAGCAAUAAACAUAAGGUGGCAAGAGAAAUACAAAAGCGAAGGUAAAGGAACUAGGAGACUGCUAGAUGAACAACCCAGUAAUACUCUACUUUUCUUUGGCACAAAUAGGCCCCACCAAUCCAAGAUAGCCAGAAUGAGGCUUAGCGGAGAAUAUCUAACUACAUAUAAAGAUCCUCCGAAAUGCACAUGUGGAGAUAGGCUUAGCACCCCACAUGUGCUUUUGGAGUGCCAUGAAAACAAAGAAGAAAGAGAUGUAUUAAGUCAGGUCUUAAAUAAACAUAGGCUGGCCUUAAACAUUAACAACUGUCUUAACCCACCAAAAGACAUAUGGCACUCCAUACUGACAUUAGUAGUAACAACGGUGGCAAGCCACCCGCAUGCUAAACUCAUAUAAUCAGGUAAAAAAUGCCAAAGCCUAACCCUGCAUAAGUUUC
This is a messenger RNA of Pomacea canaliculata, 1479 nucleotides long. RefSeq names its product complement C1q tumor necrosis factor-related protein 4-like. Gene Ontology annotation, molecular function: protein binding. Lineage: Eukaryota; Metazoa; Mollusca; Gastropoda; Architaenioglossa; Ampullariidae. The record is from RefSeq and is a predicted model, not a curated record. The transcript has 3 exons. Bases 111 to 728 code for a protein of 205 amino acids.